This is a messenger RNA of Colletotrichum godetiae, 360 nucleotides long. RefSeq lists its product as uncharacterized. The record is from RefSeq and is a predicted model, not a curated record. NCBI's taxonomy places the organism in Eukaryota, Fungi, Ascomycota, Sordariomycetes, Glomerellales, Glomerellaceae. Bases 1 to 360 code for a protein of 119 amino acids. The transcript has a single exon.
AUGACUGUUUCCAGUUCAAUGCAUGUAUCUUCACUAUUAUUUAGCACGCUGGAGGUACCUCUCGGUGCCCUUUUUGUAAGGUCGUUGACGUGCAGUCUGCUGGCCGCCUGUGGGGGGCACUACAAAGGGAAGGAUCCAGCGAGACAGACCCCGAUGUUGUGGGCAAGUGGUCCGGGAUUCUCCCGCCGCAAAUGGACACUGUUUCUAUACGGUGCAGACGCCAAUCGUGGACAGCAGAAAUCGACCAAAAAUAAAGAGCUCAUGCGACUCGGGCUCGCACAGUGGAUAAAGUCCGACUUUGCCAGCGGAGCAGGCCCGAAGGCCGGCAACAUCCCUCAAGGUUCCGGCACUCGGUCGUAG